AUGCUAGCGAUGAGUUCUAACCGUUGGCGUUACUUUGACUUCAUCCUUUCUGGAUUAUUAUUUCUUUAUGCCAGUGUUAAGCUCACAAGUGCUGUGCUGUUCUUUCCUCGUGGCGGUUCCAUUGGAUUAUUAUCUGCCGUGGCCAUUCCCUUGGACCUGACGUAUCGCAAUGUGUACAUGGCAUUUAACUUUGAGUCCAACUAUGGUUUGCCAUCAAAUAACUCAUAUAAUGAGUGGAUUGAUAGGUGGGAUCUGGAUGAGGGAUUUCUGGGCAUUGGCAGCGAUGUGACGCCCAUAGAUGGACGCAAUGAUGACCAUGAUAAUGAUAAGGACCACGACAACGAUAACCUAGUGAAACGUUCAACUGGACAACCGCCUCGCUUUACGCGUCACGACUUCUAUCGCGCGAUUGUUAACUAUCUGGGUCAGUAUGGAUACAAUGGCAGCGCCUGUUUGCUGCGUACCAUCUGUGAAGUGAGCGCCGAGCCGCUGGAUGUCCACAACGGCGUAUUGGGCAGCAUAUUCAAAAUUCUGUUCAUGCCAACGACAAGCGCCGCCGAGUUGCGACUUCAGCACGUGGACAGCAUCUAUGAGGCAUCCGAGUUGGGCACGCGCUACUCGGACUGUGCUGAUUACGUGGCUGGAUGUGCACACAGCAUGCUGGACAUGAUAAGCGUUUUGCUCUAAAUCUAAUGUGUGCAUGCCUGCACUUAGAGAAUGCAUUUCGCACCGACUACAUUACACCAAUGUUCUUCAAUGAAACUAGAGGAUUCUGAAAUUUUGUUUGCUCAUAAAUAAUUAAAAUACGUAUGUAAAUUAUUAUUAAAAUAAGAAUUAAAAAAAAAAAGUAACGCACGUCUAAGAAAAUUCAGUUAAACAGGAAGAAAUUUCCAAUCUAUUUUGUCAGCCCAAUUUACCAUAAAUAUUUAUUGAACAUAUUUGAAGACAAACGACAAAAUGAAACUCAAUUAUAAUGCAAAAGUUUCCCACUUAACAUAUGUUGUGCAGAAUUUCAUCAUAGAAAAAAACUUCGCACUCAUAAUGAAAUUAAAAGCGUUUGCUUCAAAAUACUUCAGUAAAAAUCUAAGCGCAAAUGAAAUUUACCUAAA
Messenger RNA from Drosophila nasuta, 1109 nucleotides. RefSeq lists its product as uncharacterized. The coding region runs from base 1 to 687 and encodes 228 amino acids. The record is from RefSeq and is a predicted model, not a curated record. NCBI's taxonomy places the organism in Eukaryota, Metazoa, Arthropoda, Insecta, Diptera, Drosophilidae. The transcript is spliced from 4 exons.